CAACCACCCCUCUUGCCAUCAAUGGACUGCUGCGAUUCUGGCAUGACGGUCUUCAUCCCCCGCUCUGUGAUUGGUGAUGUCCUGUCGUCUCAUUUGCAUUUUCUUGACCCGGCGUGCGUCGGUAGUCAUCAUAACGCCACCCACGUUAAGAUUGCAACAACAUACGACCGAUGUGGAACUUUCAUGGAGGUUCAUGGAGACAGUGUGAUUUUUUUCAACGUCAUCCACGAUGAGGCUGUCCCUGUCGAACCAGGCAGUGUUAUAACCCGAGACCGAGAUAUCGAGAUUCCAGUCCAGUGCAUCAUGGAUUUGGAAGGGUUCGCUGAAAUAAGUUUCCGUCCGGAUACCUCCAAGAUCACAUUCCGAGAGGAUGGCUUCGGCUCCUUCAACUUCUCCCUCAGACUUUACCAUGGCAACGAUUACACCACACCCUACCAGCCCGCUGACUACCCCGUCCACGUCGCAAUGGGAAACAAGCUCUACUUUGAGGCUCGAACUUGGAGUGAGCCUGGACUGGAGCUGUUUGUGCAGACGUGUCGUGCCACGCCUUCCUCCAACUCGGAUGAUUUUCAUCGUUACACUUUCAUCCAAGAUGGGUGCAUUGAGGACAACACAGUGGUGUUCCAUCCAUCAGACGACCCGGACAUAGAACGUUUCGAGAUUGAUGCCUUUGCAUUCGUAGAUACCCUACCUCAGCCUGUGGUGUACGUUCAUUGUGACAUGGUUCUGUGUAACUCCACUGAUGCAUACUCGCGCUGUGCCAUUGGAUGUCCAACUAGAAGCAUGAACUUACUCCCCGGUGUGCACAGACGCCAUGCCAGAUCUGCGUCUGGUUCCCGCGCUUAUGCCAUCACGCAGGGACCCAUAUCCGUGAUGGAAGAUGGGGGGAAAGAAGGAAGUGAGCUGUCGUCUGUUCAGUUGCCAAUCCUUUUGACUACUGUCUGCCUAUUGGUUGGCUGCGUGCUGGUACUCGGCACACUGAUUGUCGUGAUGCGUAAACGCACCCAACGCCUUCAACUGUACUCGCCACUGGCCACUGAAGAAAACUAGAUACAGGAGCUGUCUACUAGUCUAGUCUUAGUUCAUAAAAGGAAAUCAUUCAUCAAUAUUUUAAAAUUA
Molecule: messenger RNA, 1119 nt
Organism: Patiria miniata (bat star)
Lineage: Eukaryota; Metazoa; Echinodermata; Asteroidea; Valvatida; Asterinidae
Product: ZP domain-containing protein-like
Exons: 6
Coding region: 22-1050 (342 amino acids)
Source: RefSeq, a predicted model, not a curated record